UCCUCAUUGAGUUUCUCCUCAUUUUGAACAGUCAGAAGACACAUUUAGCUAUACAGUACAAUGAUGUACAGUAUAAUCUCACAUUCUCUUAUGGUUGUAUUACUUUUACUGACUGGUUUCUCGUCGGAAGAAGCUACCACAACCGCUCCACAGGCAUCAACGGAGAGCACAGAAAAACCUACAACAAUAGCACCACCGACCAUAUCAGUCACAAUGGAGGAACGUACAACAAUAGCUCCAACCACCACAAUAUGGACAACUGAGGAACCUACAACAGCGCCACCGACCACAUCAGUGACAACUGAAGUACCUACAACAUUGCCGCCAACCACAUCAGUGACAACUGAGGUACCUACAACAUUGUUGCCAACCACAUCAGUGACAACUGAGGAACCUACAGCAACAGCGCCAAAAACCACAUUAUGGACAACUGAGGGUAUAUUACUUACUACAUCAGUUACAACUGAGGAACUUACAACAGUGCCACCGACCACAUCAGUUACAACCGAGGCUGGCAUAGAAUCUGAGAAUAUACUGUAUAUGGCGCAAUAUGACUACGAUGUCUCGUAUAUUGGCUGGUUUUUUACAAAUCCAAACACGCACGAUAUUACGGGGUAUAGCCGAACAUACCUAUCUUCAUCUCACAACUGGACAUCAGUAGCUGUUGAUUACCACACAGGAAAUGUUUCUUUCCAUGAUGCUAUAAACCACUGGAUUUUCCUAAGCGAUAGUUUUUCAACACCCAAUGGAGUGGCAAGUGCCAUUGAAGGUGGAACAUCUGGAAGAGUGGAGGCUAUGACAAUUGAUUGGUUGGCACACAAUGUUUACUGGGUGGAUGAGGGUUACAAUUGGAUCAAAAUGACGAAUUAUUUUGGUGUAGGAGAAGUUACAAUAAUAGAUACUGGGCUUGAAAAGCCGUCGGGGAUAGCCUGUCUUCCUUCAAAAGGAUAUCUAUUCUGGACCGAACUGGGAGGUGUGGAUCCACCCAGGAUUAUGAGAUCAUCCAUGUCUGGAGAAAAUCCAAUCACUAUUGUUACAGAUGUGAGCGAACCCAAAUCUGUGGCUGUCGAUACCAUCCUUAACAGGUUGAUAUUUUGGACUACUGUCGGACUUAUUAAGAGAAGUAAUCUCAAUGGUACAAGUCAGACAAACCUACUAAGUACUAACUAUAAUGGUCCCAUCAUGAUCACACUUGAUCAGGUUCAAAAAAGGUUUUACAUAGUGUACACACCGACUUCAUAUAUAUACUCGGCAGGAUAUUACAGUGGUGGUCUUGAAAAUAUUUAUCUCGGUGGCCGUGUCUCGCCUGUAGCUGUCACAAUGUUUCAGGACUUCUUAAUAUUAGUAGAUGAGCCAGGACCUUCGGUCAUUAAAGCAAUACACAAGAUUUCUGGUGAACUUGAAGGUGAAAUAUAUCUGGAUACUUUGGUGUACACGAUUGACAUGGUCGAUGAGUCUACCCAGCCUAUACCUUCAAAUGAUCCGUGUUCACCAAGUCCUUGUGCAAACAAUGGCGUUUGCCAGAUGAAUGGAACGGACAGCUAUGUAUGCAACUGCGUUGGAACUGGAUAUGUUGGCGAUAUCUGUGACGUGGAAGAUCAAGAAGAUCCUAUAAUUGUUGAUUGUCCAAAUGAUAUAACAGUUAACACAACCAAUGGGCAACCAGUUGGUGUUAAUGUCACAUGGACAGAACCAACUGCUUCUGAUAACUCUGGAGAAACACCAGAAUUAGAGUCAGACUACACCUCAGGUGACAAUAUGUUUCUGAUUGGUCACACAACAGUGCAGUACAAUGUAUCAGAUUCAAGUGGUAACUUCAAUGAUAGGUGUAAUUUUACGGUUACUGUUGAAGACAAAGAACUACCUGUUCCUAGUUGUCCAUCACUAGUUACUGGUGUUACUGAUGAGGGAAAACCAAAUGGCACCGUAAAAUACAAUAUUACCAUCAUGGAUAACGUUCAGGUUGCUAUGUUUUCAACAAACUAUACAAACAUCGACCCUGCUGCAAUGAUCAUUGAUGCAGCUCACGCUGUAGUUGAGACUACUGGUGUAUUCCCAAUCGGAGAAACUGUAAUUGAAUACAUCUUUGUCGACUCUGCUUCGCCAACAUCAAAUGAAGCUACAUGCUAUAUUACAUUACAAAUUGAAGAUGAAGAAAACCCCGAAAUUGUAGAUUGUCCAAUGGAUAUAACAGUUAACACUACCAGCGGACAACCGGUUGCUGUUAACGUUACAUGGACAGAACCGACUGCUACUGAUAACUCUAAAGAAACACCAGAACCAGAGUCAGACUACACCUCAGGUGACAAUAUGUUUCUGAUUGGUCACACAACAGUGCAGUACAAUGUAUCAGAUUCAAGUGGUAACUUCAAUGAUAGGUGUAAUUUUACGGUUACUGUUGAAGACAAAGAGCUACCAGCUCCUAGUUGUCCAUCACUAGUUACUGGUAUUACUGAUGAGGGAAAACCAAAUGGCACCGUAAACUACAAUAUUACCGUCAUGGAUAACGUUCAGGUUGCUAGGUUUUCAACAAACUAUACAAACAUCAACCCUGCUGAAAUGACCAUUGAUGCAGCCUACGCGGUGGUUGAGACUACUGGUGUAUUCCCAAUCGGAGAAACUGUAAUUGAAUACAUCUUUGUCGACUCUGCUUCGCCAACAUCAAAUGAAGCUACAUGCUAUAUUACAUUACAAAUUGAAGAUGAAGAAAAGCCCGAAAUUGUAGAUUGUCCAAUGGAUAUAACAGUUAACACUACCAGCGGACAACCGGUUGCUGUUAACGUUACAUGGACAGAACCGACUGCUACUGAUAACUCUAAACAAACACCAGAACCAGAGUUACGAGCUAUAUAG
Molecule: messenger RNA, 2853 nt
Organism: Anneissia japonica
Lineage: Eukaryota; Metazoa; Echinodermata; Crinoidea; Comatulida; Comatulidae
Product: mucin-3A-like
Exons: 20
Coding region: 61-2853 (930 amino acids)
Source: RefSeq, a predicted model, not a curated record